CUUCCUGCUGAAAUCUUGAGUGUAAUCAACAGGGACCAUGUCCCUUUAAAGUCCUUUGAUAUUCUUCUUUCCCAAUCUCUUCUCCCUUCUCCCAGUCCUGACUUGAUACUCUGGGAUGAAUACCCAAAAAUGGAUUUCUCCAGCCAUGUCCCACACAAUUGGGAGUAGAUGGGCUAUCUACUAUCCUUUAGCCCCACUGUAGAGGUCACUGCCAAUGGACAGUUCCAGUCCACCAAUGUCAGCAAAUUUGUGCAGGAAUCUCCCAUCAAGAGGGCUGGAUUUCUGCAAAUUCUUUCAUCUCCAUGGCCACAGCAAGGUCCACCCCUGAUGAGCCCCAGCUCAGAGGCAAAAGAACACAUGAUCUCCAGGAGAUGUUGACAGAAGUAGGACUGGCACUCGAGUACUGGUUGCCCAAGUUGCAGGAACACCUAGGUGUGACUUGUGCCCAGGCCUUACAACACCUGGAAGAAAAAGACCUCCAGAAGCUGAAAUCUCAAGCACGACAUUCCUGGGAGAAAAAAGCCCUGGAGAUGCUUCUUAACAUGUCACACUCAAAUAGUCUUUCAGAGUUACAGGAGCCUCGGCUGGAGAUGAUAAAGAAAAUGCAGAAGCAUACAGAGCAGACACUGCAAGAGCUAAGAGACUUGCUGUCAGAAGGGAGGCAGCAAGAGGAAGAAGCAGUGAGGAAAAAACAGGCAGAGCUGAGGCAGGCAACCAGGAUUCCUGAAGAAUACUGGCCACCUCCCCAAAAGUCCCUACAAGAAGUCAUGGAAAACAUUCAGAAACAACUCAACCUCAUGGAGGGGACAUUGUCUCACAGGCAGAACCUCCCAGAUGGAGAUCUGGUGAGAUGGGCAUCUGGAGGGUUGGCUCUGCAGGGAAUUUACAAAACUAGCCAUGAAAGGGGUUUGAUAGAGAAGAGAGAGGAGCUACUCAGUGUCCCAAAGAACUUCUCACUCUUUGGCCCUGAGCAGGGCACACGGAUGGAAACAAGAGAAUUUACAUCUUCUCAAGCAGAAUCCACAUUCACCCAGACGAUAGAGAAGCUGGGCUUCAGUGCAACUGCCUCAGCCAAAGGUGAAGGUUGGGGAUUUAGCCUGAAAGCUAGUGUACAUCACAGCAUACAUUCAGAAUCUAAGAAAACCCAACAAUCACAUUCUGAGAACUCUUAUUUUUGCUCAACCAGGUUCAGCUACAUCCCGCUGGCUUCCUGCCACUUUCCCACCGAUCAGCUCCAGUUAUCCAAGGCUGCUCUCCAGGAAUUAAAAUGCAUUGAAGACCUUCUGGGUCAGUCUGCAGACUCAGACAGACUCCUUUUGCUAAAGUCCAGGACUAAAGCCUUCUUCCACAGGUUUGGCUCUCAUGCUAACCAGGGCCCUCUGCACUUGGGAGGAAUCUACUGGUGGAAAGCCAUUUCAGAGGGUUUCCAAAGUGAACAGCUGGCAGAAGUGAAACAGAAGUCAGCCAAGGCCCUGGAUAGUUACAUAAGGGGCAGCUACAGUGGCUUUGGAAUUCAAGUUGCUACAGACGUGGCUGUGACAGACUCUCAUUCAAAAGAAGACUCUCGGAGCACAAGCUCCCAAAAUCUCCAAACCAAAAUCCAAUUAUCUACAGCCCAGACAGGCGGCCCACCAGAAGCAAAUGACCUUUUCCAGUGGAAAGCUGGCCUAGUUGCCAGUAAUCGAACCUGGUGUGUCAUUGACCGGGGAAUUCAACUGGUGCCCGUCUGGGACAUCAUCCUCUCCAGCCACAGAAGUGAUUUUCAACAUCCUCUUCAGGUAGCUAUGUGCCUGAAAGACAGCUACACUGCUCUGACUGGCUUCACCACCCAGAUCCAGAGUGGAGAAGAAUUCCUGAGCGUUAUGAAGAAGGCCAGGGUUUUCCUAGAGGAUGUGAAAUCCUGGGAGGUAUCUGACCCUGAAGAGCAGCUUAAAAAACUGGUAAGUUUCAUGCAAAUGUUGAGUCAAAAACUAAAAAGUUAUGACACUUGGAUUGACAUAUGCCUGACAGAUAAGGAUCUGCAGAAUUUUCUGGUAAACACUGUCAACUUUUGCAAAAGGUAUUCCAUUUAUGAAACCAAAUUUAUUAAAUCUCAGUUGCGCAGCCUUUUGGAUCCUCACAUCUAUAGCGUGACAAACUUUCCUGAGGCUCAUUCCAUCAUGCAGUGGAUCUUCAGGUCAGAGUCAGAGCAGGAGUAUAUCAAAAUCUCCCAAUUUUCUGAAUUAAUUAAAAUCUUUGAAAAAAACAAAAAUGACUUCAUGGAAGUGAAGAUUAAGUCCGAGUCCCCAGAAAUAGUGGAGGAAGCACAAAGAAAGGCCACGUAUGAGGUCAGCCUGUCUCUUCGCUGCUUCUUGAAUUACCUCCAAGAGACAGAGCAGCCAGACAUACAGCUCUUGCUACUUUCCAUUGCAACUGGCGCAGGUUACCACAUGGUAAACAAGACUUUUCAGUAUCUCCUGGGGUGUGAUGAGUUAGACUUUCUAGUGCAUGAAAUGCAAACUGCCCAAGAUAAAUACCAGGAGCUCAAAAAUAUCUGCAGCCACAGGGCUCAGGCAUUCCUGGUGCUCACAGGUCUGACAGCCACUGUUGGAGUUACAGCUGUUUCUCCAAAGGAGAAAACACAACGUUUGACAUUUAUAAGACACUACAUGGGACAAUCAUUGACUAAAGAAGUUGUAGAUGUCCUCACCAAACCUGGAGCAGAUCAUGAUUGGGUAAACCUAGAGAAAGACUUGAGUCUGCUCAUUGAUGGGAAUUAUGAAGCCACCACCCCUUCAUUGCAAAUGGAUGAAGUGAGAAAACAUUUGCAAAGUAUCUUCCAUGAAAAGGAACUGCCUCAUGAACCACAUGAUAAUGAAAACAACAAAUGGGAGGCCACAGAAAAUGGAGCUUUCUUAGAAUUGCUCCAGCGUCUAGGCCUAGAACACUACUACCCAAAGAGGAUGAGCAGAGCUCAUUUCCAUCUGAUCUACAAGACUUCUGUGUACAACACCCAGCCCAGCUCUGAACGGGAGCUUCCCUUCUACUUCCUACAGAAGCUACUCAUGUUGGAUUAUGGGCUGAGAUAUCUGGUCUUCAAAGAUGAUGGAAACACAGAGAAUCAAGUCUAUCUAAGUGCCUCAAAACAGAAAAAUGAGGUUUUUGAUCCAUAUGAUGAUUUUUUUGAAGACAAUGAUAGUCCCACUAAUCCUUCAGAUACUAAUUCCAGACCCCAUAUUCACCCUAUGGAUAUUCAGAUGGCAAUUCUUCACUGUGCUGAUGAUUUUGCUAGACAAUAUAUUCUGGCCAACCUUUCCAUUUGCCAGUUUGCCCUCCCUCUUCUUAUACCUAAUCCUUGCAAUUCUCAAAUUGAAUUCUCUCUUUGGUCUCUCAGUCAAAUUAGGAGAAGCUGGCAGCAAGCAAGGAAAUCAACAAAAGACGCAAAGAACAAUUACAAGAAUCAGCAAAUGUGUCGUGUCUCUACCCCCAUUGUGUCCUUUGUUAGGGUUGGAAAUGGCUUCUCUGCUUCCAAAUCUCAGAUUAUGAACUGUAUUCUCAGUAAACGUAAACAUGACAUCUUUUUUCAUCGCCAUUGCAGAGGGAGUAGCAAAGACUGUCUCUUGAUGGGGGGUGUAGUGGAAAUCUGCUGGUUCUGUCCUGGGGGUGAAGAUGAGGACAGAUUUGACAACUGUCUGACCUUCACCAAUCUGCAUGGAGAUGCCAAGGAACAUGAGAAGCAACUCACCUUCCUGCAGGAGAUCUCUUCUCUCAUUGUAGUCCUCAUGGCAACUUCUGAUGGCAAUCAAGAAAACCGAAAAAUUAUCCGUGGCCUGUGUGAGCUAUCCAAACCUUUGAUCUGUCUGCUUGAUGACAAAGAAAAAACCACAGCCAAUAAUUCUGGCCAAAAAGUGAGAAUUGGAAUCAGGAACAGAAAUGAGGCAGAAUUAGCAGAGGAGCUCAAAACUACAAUCAGACAUUUGCUAGAGCUCUCUGACACUACUUUUAGCUUAGAGGACUGUGCCCAGAUUGCUCAUAAGCAAGGAUUCCUUAUUGAUGAAGACCAGAGAGACUGCAAGGAAGCCAAAGAAAAGGUAGAGGUUCUCAUGGCCCUAUUAGGAGAAAUGCAGAUAUCUCAGAUGAAGGAAAACUUACUGCCCCUUCAGGGACACCUGUGGCAUCUUUGGUGUAAAAAGGACAAAGAACUCUAUCAUCUGAGAGAAAAGGGAAACCGGAGCAUUGAACAACACAAGAGUGAGAUUGAGGCAGAUAAACGAAUAAUACGGCAGCAACAAUUAACCAGAGCCUUUCCUCUCAAUAAGCUAAUGCAAUCUGUCCUUGAAAUUAUCCAAAACCAUUCAGAAACUCAUACCAAACUCUACUUCUUACAAUGGCUGAGUGUGUCUUUGGACAACCUGACUGCAGGACACUUGGAAAAACUGAAUGAAAAGAAAAAGGCUUUGUGGUCACUGGUACAAACAGAAAAGAAAAAAGCACCAAAGAACACCUCCCUGAAACACUGGCAAAACGAGAUAGAAGCUAUUUCUACAGAGAUUACUGACUGCACCUUGGGAAUUGAACAACUUCUCAGAGAAAUAGGCCAGAUCUAUGAAGUUCUGGAAGAAACUUUCUCCACAAAAGAUAACCUUUUUCUCUCCCUUCCCCAGAUUGCUGCAGAUCUAAUGAUAUCUGGUCUUCCCAUUGAGCUGAUGGAUGGGGAUGCUUCAUAUGUGCCUCUAAAGUGGGUAGCAGCUAUUUUUGACAAGGUCUCUGAGAAACUUGGAGACAAACGACUGUUUGUUCUCUCUAUCCUUGGCCUGCAGAGCUCAGGGAAGUCCACCCUGUUGAAUGCCCUUUUUGGGCUGCAGUUCACUGUCAGUGCUGGGAGGUGUACCCGGGGUGCCUACAUGCAGCUCCUGAAGGUGGAGGAGACAUUCACAGAGGAACUGGGCUUUGACUUUGUGCUUGUUGUGGACACAGAAGGACUUCGGGCCCCAGAACUCAGCAGCAAAUCCCAGAAUCGUGACAAUGAGUUGGCAACCUUUGUUAUUGGACUUGGAAACUUGACUCUGAUUAACAUUUUUGGGGAAAAUCCAUCAGAAAUGCAAGAUAUUCUACAAAUAGUUGUCCAAGCCUUUCUGAGGAUGAAACAAGUAAAAAUCUCCCCUAGCUGCCUUUUUGUCCAUCAGAAUGUGGGGGAAGUUACAGCUAAAGACCAAACUAUGGAAGGACGAAGGCGGCUAGAGCAGAGAUUAGAUGAAAUGGCAGCAAAAGCAGCUGAACAAGAACAGUAUUCAGAUGUAACCCGAUUUAGUGAUGUCAUUAAGUUUGAUGUCAAUACUCAUGUCUACUACUUUGCUCACCUCUGGGAUGGCAAUCCUCCAAUGGCCCCUCCCAAUCCUUGCUACAGCCACAAUGUCCAGGAACUGAAAAGUAGAAUUCUUCUCACAGCCAAACAGGAAUCUAGGGGAAGCAUCAUGAAGAUAUCAGAUGUAAAAUUCCGAGUCCAAGAUUUGUGGGGAGCCCUGGUGAAUGAGAACUUUAUUUUCAGUUUCAGGAACACACGAGAAGUCAUGGCCAUGAGCAAACUGGAAACAAUGUAUAACUACUGGACCUGGGAGCUGAGGAGUCAUGUGCUGGGUUUGCAGAACCAGCUAAUCAACCAGAUUCAGAAUGGGAAAAUCCAGACAUUCGGAAUAAGCACAUUUAAGGCGCCAGUCACAGAAAAGUAUGAAGCCAUCAAGCAAGAACUUGAAAAAUAUUUUAAUGAAGAUCCAGAUAGUGAAAUACUGGUUCCGUGGAAAGAAAAUUUUGAAAAUAAGCUAAUAAUCCUUACAGAGGCACUUAUUUUAGAAAGCCAAAAAAAAGCUGAUGAACUUAUUAGUUUUAAGAAAAGUCAAGAAAAACUGGAAAACAAAAAGUCAGGUUAUGAAAAGGAAUUAUUAGAAAAAAGCCGAAGGUUGGCUUUAACUGUCAAAGGCACAGAAUUGAGUGAGGAAGAGCUACAUGAGAAGUUCAAUCAACUUUGGGAAAAAUGGGUCUAUGCUGUGUCCUCAACUCUCCCUCUAGUCACAGAGCCUAACAUUGAUGUGGAUUCUGAAAACAUCCUUUUGGAGUAUUUCAAAAAGGAGAGAAAUAUUGUAGACACACUGAAGGAAAAUCCUGGAGAAAAGUUUCAAAUCAAAUAUGACAAACAUGUCAAAAUGAACACCAAAUAUUACAUAAUUACAAGGACAUUAGAGGGCUAUGAUAAAAUGUCCAUAGAUAAGACUACUGACCACAUUAUUUCAAGAUAUGCUGAAACUAUUAAGAAUAUUUGGACACAACAGCGUGAUUACAAUCCAAAUUAUUUCCAUGAAAUCCUGAGAAUAAUAGAUGAGGAAGUGAAAUCUGCAAACACUGAGGGAAGAUACACAUUUACAAGUAAAUAUGAAAUUGAUUUAUCUUUGUGUUUAUUCCAAAAAGCAUCAGAGACUUUUAAGAAGAUGCACAGGGCAUUCAAGAGAGCAAAUGAUCCUGUAAACCAUCUGGAAAGUAAGAAAGAGGAUUUCUUCAUGAGUUUUAAGAUAUCUUGUCAAGAAGCAACUUCAGUCAAAACAUUUGUUGAUUUUCUGUGGCACAAACUCACUCCUGCUGUCUCUACCACCAUAUGGGAACAAAUGGUCCUCAAAAUUGCUGGGGAUAUGAGAGCUACCUGCCCAGCAUUCAACGGAAACAAGUCUAACCUGGAGAAACACAUUCUCAUCUCUCUGGCAGAAGAAGAAAAUUUUGAUAAUUACUGGGAUUACCUUCAUAAUUCAGAAUCAUUUUUUAGGAAUUACAUUCAAAACCAUAUUAAAACAUAUUGUUCAGACAAAGGAAGUGAAAAAAUAAAGACUUUUUUAAAAACAACUUUAGAUGAUAUCAAGAAUGCCAUCCUCUCAGCUAUUCAUAAAUCUACAGUAAUAGCCAAAGAUAAAAGCAGCACUGUGUCUGGGUGGUUGGAUUUGUUCUGUGAUCACCUGGGGAGUAAUGUGAUCUUUCCAAGAAAAGACUUGAUAAGCACUGAACACCAAGAGAUAAAAGAUAUUGAGUUUCUCAAAGAAGUUAUGAGUGAAGCUUUGGAUCCCACAAUGAAAAGAGUAGAAGAGAACUAUGUGAACAUGUCUGAACAAGAAAUGAUUCUGGCAGUUCAGAAAAUGCUCUCUGAACAUCUCUCUGGCUGCUGGAAACAGUGUCCCUGCUGUGGAGCAAUUUGUACAAACACAAUCCCUACACAUGAAGGAAACCACAGUGUUCUCUUCCACCGUCCUCAGGCUGUUAGUGGAAGGUAUUUUGGCAACACAGACAACUUUAUCAUUGCUUGCUGUUCUAAUUUUGUAGUAAACAGUCCUCUAUUUGUUUCGACACAUAGCUGGAAAAACCCAUAUAAGAACUAUCUACAGGCAGUAGUAGGGGAGUAUGCCAAGUGGAGCUUCACCUACCCAGCAUCACCAGACUCACCUACCCAGCCAUACUGGAAAUGGUUUGUCUCUCACUUCAGAUUAAAGCUAGAAGAAAAAUAUCAGAAAAAAUUUAUAAAUAAAGGUAAAAUCCCUGAUUCAUGGGCCAAAAUAAAAAAGCAGGAUGUGCUCGAUGACUUGAAAAAACGGUAAAACUCAAUGAACCCCAAUACUCAGACAAUCCUAAAAUACCUCCUCCUCACAGUAAGAAUCCUCAUUAUUUCCUUUUUUCAAAUGAAAAAUCUAAAAAUCAAUCAAUUAACUUUAAGUCUUGUGAAAAGACUUCAUUUUUCAUUGCCUCAAUUCCUUCUGGCUCAAAAACAUAUUUCUAAAAUAUAUGAACAUAUGAUAAAAUCAAAUAAAAUCCAUUUAAAAUAUCUACUGUACGUUUUAAACUAUUAUUCAGAAUGUUUUUGUUUCGAAAUAUAUAAUGUUAUAUAAAGUCUCAGAGAAAGUCAUUUUCAUAGGAGGAAAACAAAAUCAUUGCAGACUACUACAAAUUUACAAAUUUCUAUAGAAUAAAUAUAUGGAUAUUUCAUACAAUAUUGACUGGAAGCUACCAAAAGCCUUUUUUUCUUUAAUCCUGUGAAACUGUGAGAAAAAGUUACUAAUCCUCAAAUGGAGAAACAUUCACGGAAAAUUCAUGAUCCCCAAGCAUAGCAACAUUUAGGCAUAUUCUGUUCUGGAGAGGAAUAAAACAGAGACUUUACCAGAACAAAGUCUGCAUCAAUUCAAGAAAUGUUAUCAAGCAAAUAUAGAAAACAGAAAUCAAAUAACUGUUCUUCUCAUUUAAUCCUCACCCUCUUCUUCCCUGGCAUCUUGCCUAUAUAUGUUAGAAAAAGGGGGGAGGGGGUCACAAGAGCUUAGGUAUUCAAAGCUUGGUGCUGUAUACAAGUCUAAGAUAAAUUGGCUUUUGGAACAUAAUUUAUGACCAGCUAACAUAAUUUAUGACCAGCUAAAAAGGGCCAUUUUAAUCGAAGCUGUGGAUAAGGUCAAAUCUGAUUAAGCCAUUGAUGAUUUUUUUUAAAAAAACUAUUUCUUUAAGAAUAAAGUAUCAACUAUUCCUUUAAGAAUAAAAUAUCAAAAACUAUACAGUUUUUUAGGUUCUAAUAUUUUAAUAAGCAAUUCUUUUUAUACAUUCAAGUAUAAGGAAAUACUUAUCUCCACAUUAGGUGAUAAGUAACUUUUCAUACUGUUUAAGUCAUAGGGUCAUGAUCAGAAUAAAAAUGACAAUCACUCUGAAGCUAAUCAAGGAUGUGAGAGGGGAAAGAAAUAGCCAUUCUACAAACCUACACCUUCUAAAACAAUGACUUACACUAGGUUCUCAAAGCUGAUGAUCUAAAGGAAUCCUGAUACAAAGAAGAAAAUAUAUGUCGGACAUAAGGGCAUCCAUUGGUUUCUAUUUAACGCACUAUCAACCCCUCCAUAGCCAGU
Messenger RNA from Lynx canadensis (Canada lynx), 8891 nucleotides. RefSeq names its product interferon-induced very large GTPase 1-like. The record is from RefSeq and is a predicted model, not a curated record. Gene Ontology annotation, molecular function: GTP binding. Lineage: Eukaryota; Metazoa; Chordata; Mammalia; Carnivora; Felidae. The coding region runs from base 303 to 7610 and encodes 2435 amino acids. The transcript is spliced from 2 exons.